Molecule: messenger RNA, 376 nt
Organism: Paramecium octaurelia
Lineage: Eukaryota; Ciliophora; Oligohymenophorea; Peniculida; Parameciidae
Source: the annotation of a GenBank genome assembly
AUUACAUAAAAUGGAAAAAAAAACCUUGUAGAUGACAAAGUUGGUAUCUGUAUCUUUUAUUAAUAGAAAAUUGAAUUAAAUGCUUAAAAGCAAUAAAAGGAAUUGAGAUUCAAGACAUUAGAUAACUUUAGAGAAUUACGAGCCAAAUUAGAAUAUGAUGACUUAAUCAAAGAUUUCGAAGAGCAAUGCAAUGUUAUUGGUACAUCCAAGACUAAUAUUAGAUUAACAAUAUGUAGAAUAUUAAUUGGAACAAAAAGCCAAUGAGGAACAAGAAUAUAAUACUGAUGUUUAUGAAAAAUCAAUGUUAGCUAACCUAGAUAAUAUAAACUUUGAAGCCUUGGAGGAAGAAUUUACUUGAUCAUUUCUUACAAUUAUU